Molecule: messenger RNA, 1494 nt
Organism: Trichosporon asahii var. asahii CBS 2479
Lineage: Eukaryota; Fungi; Basidiomycota; Tremellomycetes; Trichosporonales; Trichosporonaceae
Exons: 2
Coding region: 1-1494 (497 amino acids)
Biological process (GO): transmembrane transport
Cellular component (GO): membrane
Molecular function (GO): transmembrane transporter activity
Source: RefSeq, a predicted model, not a curated record
AUGCCGUCGUCGACCAACUCCAAGGAGGAGAUCCGUCACAUCGAGAGCCACCAUGAGAAGGAUUACCUCGACACCGUCCCCCACAUGGAGGGCGUCAUCGCCAGCGGAGAUGAUGUUGACAUCGACGAGGGAUUCGACCCAGCGUUUGUCAAACGGACAAUGCGCAAGGUGGACUGGCGUCUCAUCCCCAUCCUCUCCUUGAUGUACCUCGUCUCUGCAAUGGACCGAGCCAACCUUUCUCUCGCCCGAGCUGCAAACCAGAAGCAGAUGGACCGCGACCUAGGCCUCGACAUCGGAAACCGCUACUCUAUUGCGACACUGGCUUUCUUCAUUCCUUACAUCAUCCUGGAGGUCCCCUCACAAGCCGGUCUUCGAGUGUUCGGAGCCAAGAUCUGGCUCGGCGGAGCCACUUUGCUGUGGGGCGUGAUGAUGCUGUGCAUGGGCUUCGUCAAGACUUGGCAGCAGCUCACUGCCCUCCGUGCCCUCCUUGGUGUGUUCGAGGCAACACUCUUCCCCGGAGCGGCCUACCUUGUCUCAUGCUGGUACCCGCGCCGAAAGAUGGCCUCGCGCAUGACCUACUUCUUCAUUGGUGCCAUGUUCCUGCAGUCGUUCUCCGGAAUCCUGUCAUGGGGCAUCAGCCACUUGCACGGACGAAACGGCCUGCACGGAUGGCAGUGGAUUUUCAUUAUUUACGGCAUUUUGACCAUCGCCAUUGGAAUCGGAGCCGUUAUCCUCAUCGUCGACUUCCCCGACAAGGCCUCCUUCCUGACCGAGGAGCAGCGCCUCAUGGUCACCACCCGGAUCGAGCGUGACCGCCGCGACGCCGUCUACGACAAGCUCACCGUCGCCAAGGUCGUCCACCACCUCCUCGACUGGCGUAUCUGGAUGUUCGGCCUCUUCUUCUGCGCGGCUGCAAUGGUUAUCUAUGCUCUUGCGUAUUUCCUCCCGCAGAUUCUCGCCGGAAUGGGCUUCGACAACAAGAUGAGCCAGAUUCUGACGACUCCGCCCAGCAUCUACUCUGCCAUUCCCGCCGUCAUCUUCGCCAAGCUCGCGGACCGCCACAAGCUCCGCAUGCACAUGGUCUCCCUCAACGCCAUCAUUACCAUCACCGGAAUCUGCAUGUUCUCUCAGCUCGGGAAGAACCAGCUCGCCGCCCGCUAUGUGGGUGUGUUCCUCGCCACGGGCGGAUGCCAGGCCUCCAUCCCCCUCAUUACGUCCUGGUCUCAAACCUGCAUUCGCUCGCAGUCCAAGCGUGCUGUCAUGUCCGCCACCGUUGUGGCCUGGGGUGGCAUUGGUGGUAUCCUCGCCUCCGUCACUUUCAUGCAGAAGGAAGCUCUCAAGGGCUACCCCACUGGCAUCUGGCUCACCGUCGGUCUUUCCGCCUUUGCUGCCGUCGGCGCCUUCUUGAUGUGGUGCUGGUUCAUGUACCAGAACAAGAGGGCAGGCCGUGGCGAGACCGUCAUUGAGCACGACCCGGACUUCCGUUACCAGUAA